Messenger RNA from Hemibagrus wyckioides, 1378 nucleotides. Its product is annotated as doublesex- and mab-3-related transcription factor A1-like. Gene Ontology annotation, biological process: sex differentiation; regulation of transcription by RNA polymerase II. The coding region runs from base 1 to 1140 and encodes 379 amino acids. Gene Ontology annotation, cellular component: nucleus. Gene Ontology annotation, molecular function: RNA polymerase II cis-regulatory region sequence-specific DNA binding; ubiquitin binding; DNA-binding transcription factor activity, RNA polymerase II-specific. The record is from RefSeq and is a predicted model, not a curated record. NCBI's taxonomy places the organism in Eukaryota, Metazoa, Chordata, Actinopteri, Siluriformes, Bagridae. The transcript has 2 exons.
AUGGACGGCGCUCUUCCCCCACUGCACGCGCCCUUGUUGCUACGCGGCCCGCGCCUCCUGGACCGGGCUCAGUACCCCGCGAGGAGCCCGAAGUGCGCGCGCUGCAGGAACCACGGCGUCGUGUCGGCGCUCAAGGGCCACAAGCGCUUCUGCCGCUGGAGGGACUGCGCAUGCGCCAAGUGCGCGCUCAUCGCCGAGCGCCAGCGGGUCAUGGCAGCGCAGGUAGCGCUCCGGCGGCAACAAGCGCACGAGGAGAGUGAGGCGCGACAGAUGCAGCUCAUCUACCCGGGGUCAGGGCUCAUGGAGAGAAGGGUCACCCCGAGCAACACACCGGGGCUACACGCUGCUUUCACAACCGAGCACAGGAAGAACGGAGACGAACUGAAAAAAUACAUGUUUAACGGCUUCAUGGUCGGCUCUCACGUGCUCCCGGUGUCGCCUCCGGUGGCUAAGAUUGACCUCGGCCCUGAGGUCAGUCCCACAGAACCACUCCGGCUAAGUGGAAACCAGUCCCCCGCGUUUGACCAGCUGUCUGACCAUACUACAAGCCCUCGGUCUCUGUCUUCCUCAGAUCUGGAGUCGGGAAGCGAGUCGGAUAAACCGAAAGUCGAGGCGUCCGGAGACGUCACGAGGCCGGUUUCCUCCGGUAGAGAGCGCGAGCCUGCUGAGGUGCUGAUGAAAAUCUUCCCUCAUGUGAAGCAGGAUGUUCUGGAGGCAGCUCUGAGCGCGUGCACGGGGGACAUCGUGAAGGCGAUCGAAAUGCUGCUCGCCUCUAAAGACGAGCCGGACGCUGCGUUAACGGAGAACGCGUCGGCGGCACAGCGGCCUCACGCGCUCCAACUUCCCGCAUCAAAGUCGGCCUUCUCCCCGCUGCAGUCCAGUGCUGUGAAAUCUUUCGGAAGUGACGGCUUCUACGGGAUCGGUCCUUGUUUCGGGAUCAAUCCACUGCGUGUAGCGUAUUCCGGUUCCGGAGGCGCGUUACCGAGUUUCAUCUCUCCGUACCUGACAUCCGGACUGCUUCCCGCCGUGCCUCUGCGCGCGCCCGUCGAUUACCCGUUUCCCACCAUGAUCCGGGAUCUGGCCUAUCAGAGCAAAGACAAUCUCAACGCCACAUCUCUCUACCCAGGUCACCGGAAGUGAUUAAGACUCAUUAAGUUAAUUUUUGGUGUGUGUAUUUACAGUACUGAAUGUGGUGAUGCAGUUUUAUAUGCCUCCAGUUUCGUAGCCUAUACUGUAAAUUAACCUCUCUUGCCUUGAAAUGUCAGAUCCAGUUUAUUUUUGUACUUCUAGCUUUAUUUUUUUUAAGUAGCCUGACCUGUACAUAGCCUAUAUUUUCACAUUUUGUAAAUAAACACUCCACUUGGAGAAAAAAAAAACA